Molecule: messenger RNA, 1422 nt
Organism: Drepanopeziza brunnea f. sp. 'multigermtubi' MB_m1
Lineage: Eukaryota; Fungi; Ascomycota; Leotiomycetes; Helotiales; Drepanopezizaceae
Biological process (GO): regulation of cyclin-dependent protein serine/threonine kinase activity
Cellular component (GO): cyclin-dependent protein kinase holoenzyme complex; nucleus
Molecular function (GO): protein kinase binding; cyclin-dependent protein serine/threonine kinase regulator activity
Source: RefSeq, a predicted model, not a curated record
AUGGCCGAGGUGGUGAGCGAUUUCGUGUCCAACUCGUCGCGCUUCCACAGCAGUCAUACGAUGGUAGCUGGCUCUGGUCAGCAGCGAACUCCAGCUGAAUCCCCAUACCGUCAACGCCCUCGAUCGGCAGUCGAGCCUCCCCUGUCUCCGCGCAACCAACCCACCGCCUCAGCACCGGGAACUCCUCCUUCUACCUCCUCCGCUCGAACUCUCCCAAUUGUGGCUAGUGAUGCGGUCAGUCGAUCAGGAAGCGCGAAGACAGAGCCUCACACACCUCCAGCGAGCUCUAGUCCAGUAACUCCCGCGACCAAGCAACGGAUCUUAAGCCAGAAGGAAUUUCCGGAAUCGCCAGCACCAGUCCUUGAAUCCUCAACCGAGUCGCGUCCGAAGAAGGAGGAGACAUCGCCAUUACAAGCCUCGCCAAUCCAGAGAUCGGCUAGGUCGCUGGAUGAUGUAAAGAGGUAUGGAGGAAACACCAUCAAGGUCCGGGACCUGGCACACAUCCAAAGAUUCGCUACGGAAGAGUUCCUUUCAUACAAAGGCCAAUCAGGGCGUUUGCGCACAGCAGAUGAUCCAGCGUUGAAGUACGAUAUCAGUGGGAUGCCCAUUUCAGAUAUAAUCGAGAUGGUAGCAGGGCUUCUGACCAAGAUUACAACUACAAAUGACCGGCAGCAUGAGAGCCUCCACCGACCUCUUCCUUCGGGUGAGGCAGCCAACUUCAGCGGGCAAUCUUCUAGUGUCCUGGCUUUCCACGGAAAGAAUGUACCGAGUAUUACGAUUCUGAGCUAUCUGAGCCGCAUACACAAGUACUGCCCAACAACCUACGAAGUAUUCCUGAGUUUGCUGGUUUAUUUCGACAGGAUGACGGAACGGGUCAAUGCAGGCACAAUUCAAGCUCUGAACAAGAAUACUGUUGACCAGGGGAGCUCCCCACCAUCUUCAGGAUGUUCCGCAGAAGGAUCAGACUUAGCAGACAGCCCCCCAGCAAAAACCUCUAGGAGUGUGCCUGAGCUGUCGGCGGAGCUAGAGAGGGCACAGUAUCCGCAUGCACCACCCCGUGAACAAAGUCCUGGCACAUUCCCCCUUUCCCAUUUCUUUGUCGUUGACAGCUUCAAUAUCCACCGCUUGGUCAUCGCGGGAGUUACCUGCGCGAGCAAGUUCUUCUCUGAUGUAUUUUACACAAACUCUAGAUAUGCAAAGGUUGGUGGACUUCCCCUACCUGAACUCAACCACCUCGAACUCCAAUUCCUGCUCCUCAACGACUUUCGCCUUUCUGUGCCCGUAGAGGAAUUAGAAGCCUAUGGCACUAUGUUGGUUGAAUUCUACGCUCGUGAGAUCAUUGCUCAGCGCUCGGGCCAGUUUCCGCUCGACAUGGGGUAUCCGGAUGACAGCAAAGCAGCUUUGGCUUCGGCUUCUCCUUGA